Molecule: messenger RNA, 3029 nt
Organism: Amphibalanus amphitrite
Lineage: Eukaryota; Metazoa; Arthropoda; Thecostraca; Balanomorpha; Balanidae
Product: TATA-binding protein-associated factor 2N-like
Exons: 7
Coding region: 243-2621 (792 amino acids)
Biological process (GO): maturation of SSU-rRNA
Cellular component (GO): 90S preribosome; nucleus
Source: RefSeq, a predicted model, not a curated record
GUGUGUGCGCAUUGGUAGCGCAGUGUUUUACAUGGGACGGGGUUGUGGUAUUUGGCCUGGGUCGUGGUCUAUUACCUUAGUUUUAAUUUGGGAAGAAUUGCAAUAAAGAUUAUUGAUUGGAUUAUUGUAAGGAGCUCAAGCUAUUUUUUUCCUAAGUAGCAGUAUUGUUACCUAAGUGUCUUGACCAGUGUCUUGAGUGACAGGGUUUGUUUUGGAGGGUGUAAAAAAGCUGCUCAUUCACCAUGGUGAAGAAGGCAAAGAAGAUUUCUGCACCACCUGCAUCUGUUCUUAAAGUCAACGGAAAGGCAGAUAUGUCUCCUAAGGCUAAAGGGACGCCGAAAAGGAAAGCAAAGGAAGGAAAGCGCCUUACAAGGGUUCUGCUGGUGAAACAUCUCGUUGUAUUGAGGAAAAGGGUGAAGCAAGCAAAGGUCAAUGUGGUUAGUAAGCUGACAAAACAUGCUGCUCUGCUAGAAAAGAAGAAAGGCAACGAAAAGCAGCUUGAGAAAAACGCACGUAAACUGAAGCGCCUGAAGGAGGAAAUUCAAUUAUUGAAGAAAUUGAAGAAGGAUGAAGUAGCCAGAUAUGGUGUUGCGGAAACAAAGGAUCUGGAGAGUGUUAUCAAUAAUGCUAAUACGCCAAUCGACGUCAGAGCAAAGGCCCGUGUCGCGAUGUUUCCGGCUUUCCAGGAGAAGCUGCAGAAAUUCAGACAGCGGCACCCCACUUGGGAGAAAGACGUGCCCAGACUUCUGCUGAAGAUAAAGCCGUACAAGCCCAAGUCGGGCGGCGGCUCGGGAGGCGACAGCGCCGGAGAGUCAAAUGAUUCGGGCGAUGACGGGGGAGGCGAUGAAUCGGACGAGGAAAAUGAAAGCGAUGCUGAUGACGAGGUGAUAUCGCCCGCUAAAGUGAAGUCUGCCGCCACACCGUCCAAAAAGACAACCGCGAAGAAACCGAACAAGCAGACAGUUGUUGAGGCUGACGAAAGCGAUGACGAAGACGAUGAUCUGGAUGAACAGGAGGAAGAGUCAGACAGUGAAGGAGAACCAGAGUUAUUGGACAGAAUGGCUGAGGAAGGGGAAGAAGACGAAUCUGACGGCGAAGACGAGGCAGAUGGAUUAGCCGAAGAGAGCGGAGAUGAGGGUGAAGAAGAGAGCGGAGAAGAGGGUGAAGAAGAGAGAGGAGAGGAGGAUGAAGUAGAUAGCGACGACGACGGGGACGCAGAGACUUCGAAUAUCGUGGCUAAUGGUACUGCCGACUCGGACGAAAUGGAUGAAUAUGAGAAGUUGAUGAAUGAACACGAUUUGGGUGAAAAUGGCGACGUAAGUUCCGAUGAGGACGAAUAUGACUCUCGGGACGAAGACGACGAGCCAGACACGGACGACGUCGACGCACACAUCGCCGCCAGACACGGCGGGCUGGUCUCCAUGGAGUCCGACGAUGGCGAGUCGGAAGGUGAGGACGGCGAAGGCGAAGAGGAGGAUGAAGAUGAGAGCAUGUCUGAGGAGGAAGAGGCGGCUCCUGUGGCAGCGAAGGGAGGCAAGAGACCACUGAAUGGCAAAAAGGAAGACAUUGGCAAGAGCAAGGGUCAGAUGAAGAUAAAGCGUAUCAAGUUGGAUGAAGUGGCCGAGGACAAGGAUAUCAGUCUAGACGAAGACGACGACGACGACGAGUCGGACGAUGAGCCGACGGCCAACUCGAAGCGCUCGUCGUUCUUCAUGGGGGGCAUCGACGAUGAGGAUGAGGAGGAUGAGGAAGCCGACGAGGACGGCGAUGACGAUGACGGAGACGCCGGCGACGACGUGCUGAUGCAGGGCCGCCGGCGGAUGGUGGAGCGGCAGCAGCUGCGCGCCGGCGCGGCCGGCGAGCGCGUGCCGCGCGGCAAGUGGAGGGGAGCCGAGCGCGGCCACCGCGGACGCUUCCAGGGCAGGGGCGGCGGCGGCGCGAUGUCGGCAGGGCCUCGGGCAGACCGGUCAGACGACUCGGCCGAGGAGGGCGACAAGCCCAAAGGCAAGCUGCUCCGGCCCGGGUACCUGGACGGAAACGCCAGCGACUCGGGCGACGACGCCGGGGCCGGACCGCCGCGGGGCCGGGGCAGGGGGCGCGGCGGCGACAGGGGCGGCUUCAGGGGCCGCGGCCGGGGAGGGUUCGACCGCAGCGGCAGGGGCGGCUUCAGGGGAGGUCGUGGCGGGUUCGACCGCGGCGGCAGGGGCGGGUUCAGGGGUCGGGGCCGGGGAGGGGACCGCGGCGGCAGGGGCGGGUUCGAUCGGGACAGCUCGCGCGGCAGGGGCGGACGGGGAGGCUUUGACAGGGGCGGACGGGGCGGGUUCCGGGGCAGGGGCGGUGACCGCGGCGGCCGCGGAGGGUUCUCGGACCGCGGCGGUUCCGAGGGCGGGUUCCGGCCCCGCGGGCGCGGCGGGUUCCGCGGCGGCCGAGGUGGCUUUGACCGCGACGACCGCGGCCGCGGCCGGGGCGGGUUCGGCCGUGGCGGCUCGGACAGAGGCGGACGGGGCGGCGGCAGGGGACGAGGAGCCUCCCCAGGAGGCGUGCAUCCGUCCUGGGCGGCCAAGAAGAGUCAGAGCCCCGCCAUCGGCAAGUUUGAGGGCAAGAAGGUCAAGUUCGAUUAGAGUUCUAAUCGUUUCGAGGUGGAGGCGGUCGGUUCUGUGGCGGUAGAUCGGUUUUUCGACGGGUUCGUACUGGCGAACGGAGCUGCCAGAGUACAAUGUGGGGAUGUUGAAUGUGUUUGCAGCAAAUAGUUUAAUAUACGUUUGACAGUGCUUUCCAUCCGCGCAGCCACAGUAGUGCACGACGGUGAUGUGUUUUGCCGUGGCUUCUCUGUCGUAGGCUGGUAUUGUGUGGAGACCUGUGCAGUUGUUUGCAUCUGUGACAUUGUAUGGAGAGCCGUGUGGUUUUCAGCUGUGACAUUGGGCAUAUUGUUACCUCACACCAUCGAUGGGCUGUAUGUACAAGGUUUUCAUGUUGCCACAGUUGUUAUACAUGCAAUGGAUCGUUGUAAUAAACUUGUUUGAUCGAUA